AUGAAGAAAACUGCAAAACAGAAUAUGUUCGGUUUCCUGAAACGAUUAAUUCCCAAAGAUGCGAAGAAGGAAGAAAAGAGGCGACUCCUGAACUCUGUUGAUCUCUCGGACGUUUGCGUUAUCAAUGUGGAGACUUUGCGAUGCGCUGUUUGCUUCAAUAUCUACACGGGAGUUCCACGUACACUGACCUGUGGCCACUCAUUCUGUCAGCAAUGUAUCGAAGGAGUUAUUCAAGAGGAGCGUGAUGAUGUUCCGAAUCCGAAUGGUCGUUUGUCUCUUCACUGCCCAAUCUGCCGAAAGAAGGUUCAAUAUCACAAAAUCGUACUCAACUACACGCUGAAAAACAUUCUGGACAGCAUCAAUGAGCUAUCGCAGGAGGAGGAGGAAGUCCGAAGGGCUUAUGACAACACACUCGAUGCUUCAAACGAACAGCUUCGCCAGCGAUGCACGGAUUUGGAGCGGCUCAACAACGACUUGAACAAGAAGAUUGGCGAGAUGCGUCACAAGGAAUACUACAACUACGUCGCCAUUGCCUUUUUCAUCAUCAUCUACAUCAUCAUGAACACACUGCUUGGCAACUGA
Messenger RNA from Caenorhabditis briggsae, 582 nucleotides. Gene Ontology annotation, molecular function: ubiquitin protein ligase activity; single-stranded DNA binding. The record is from RefSeq and is a predicted model, not a curated record. Gene Ontology annotation, biological process: DNA damage tolerance; protein monoubiquitination. The coding region runs from base 1 to 582 and encodes 193 amino acids. Lineage: Eukaryota; Metazoa; Nematoda; Chromadorea; Rhabditida; Rhabditidae. The transcript is spliced from 4 exons.